Molecule: messenger RNA, 2247 nt
Organism: Punica granatum (pomegranate)
Lineage: Eukaryota; Viridiplantae; Streptophyta; Magnoliopsida; Myrtales; Lythraceae
Source: RefSeq, a predicted model, not a curated record
GCUGGAACUGGAAACACUGGCCCUGUUCUCACUCUCUCUCUCUCUCUCUCCCCGAGCAGAUCUGAGCUCCGAUCGACGGACCAAAUCGAAUGCGAUUGCUCGAGCUGGGUCGAGGCAAUAUCUGACAGAGAGAGCGCCGAGCACCGUCCCUCGGACUCUCUCCUCUCUCGCUCUGUUCCUCGCCUCGCCGACACCGGCCGGCCCUGAAGCUCCACGGUCAGGUGGCUCAUGAAUUCGCCUUGCUUUGGUAUGUCAGUUCGCUGAAGGAUGUUAUUGACAUUCUCUUUUCCUAUAUAUUUCUUUUGGAAAGGGAUGUCGGAGAAUAAAGAUGGGAUGAAUCCCAAAAUCGACAAUGCUCUUGCGCACCCUGAGGCCCCUUCCUGGUGGAGCAGUUUACUCCAGCAAGCUUCGGUCUAUGGCGUCGCUGUUGGUUACUGCCUCUCGGCUUCCCUACUCUCGAUCAUCAAUAAGUGGGCUGUGAUGAAGUUUCCUUACCCCGGGGCUCUCACGGCUCUGCAGUACUUCACCAGUGCAGCUGGUGUUUUUGUUUUUGGCCGGUUAAAGUUGUUAGAGCACGAUCCACUUGAUCUUCUAACCAUGUGGCGGUUCCUCCCGGCGGCAGUCAUAUUCUAUCUCUCUCUCUUCACCAACAGCGAGCUUCUUCUCCACGCAAAUGUUGAUACUUUCAUCGUUUUCCGCUCGGCUGUUCCCUUGUUUGUUGCCAUUGGAGAGACCCUUUUCUUGCACCAGCCAUGGCCGUCACUAAAAACAUGGAUGUCACUUGUGACCAUAUUUGGUGGAAGCGUUCUUUAUGUUCUCACAGAUUCUCAGUUCACAUUUAUGGUAUAUGUAUGGGCUGCUGCUUACCUCGUUAGCAUGUCCAUAGAUUUCGUGUACAUCAAGCACGUGGUAAUGACCAUUGGACUGAACACAUGGGGCUUAGUGCUAUACAAUAAUCUUGAGGCACUUAUGCUUUUCCCUCUGGAGCUGCUUAUAAUGGGUGAGCUGAAGAAGAUAAAGCACGAGAUCUCCAAUGAGUCGGAUUGGUACUCCUUCUCGGUGGUUUUGCCAGUUGGGUUAUCGUGUUUGUUCGGUUUGGCAAUCUCUUUCUUCGGGUUUUCCUGUAGGAGAGCAAUCUCCGCUACGGGAUUUACUGUCCUUGGGAUUGUGAACAAAUUGUUGACAGUCGUAAUUAAUCUUGUCAUCUGGGAUAAACACUCGAAGUUCUUGGGAACGGUGGGACUUUUGAUUUGUAUGAUUGGCGGAGUGAUGUAUCAACAGUCGACAACCAAGCCUAAAUCCCCGAGGGAAGUAGAAGUGAAAGAGGUCAGUGACGAGGAAGAGCAGAAGCUGCUUGAAAUGAGUAGCACCAGCAAGCAGAGCCAUAAUGGUGAUCAAGAUCAAUCACAAUGAGCAGUCUUCCAUUAAUCAUGAUUUGAUUAGAUUCUUUAAGAAAUUUUGUUUAGGCAUCUCGGACUAGGAGGAAGGGAAAGGGCAGGACCAGGAUCGUAGCCAAUGCUCUGGUCCCGGGUGUCUCCCAGUGGAUUUCUAGUGUUAGAAGUCAUGUCCGUCCCGGACAUCUGCAACUUCAAAUUUACGAAGGAAUCUGUUUUCAUGCUCGAGAAUUGAUUGGAUGCUCGAUCAGCAUUAUGAUAAAGAAGAGACCAGCAUUAUGCAGAAACAUGUAAAGUUUAGAACUGAGUAAAAGCUGAGUUGCAGUUACUUGAGCAAAACCUCGAGUUAGACACGGUUGCUGCGUAACUCAAGCAUGAGCUAUGACUAUCCUUGCAUUGGCACUCGAGUUGACAGAGAUCCCUUGAGCUUUUGGGUAAUCUUGGAGUGGAAGCUGAGGAAUGUCAAUGGUGUAGGCAUGAAACUUCGAAGUUGGUGCUUUUGCGACUGGACCGAUCUGAAUGGGUCGGACUUUUUAAGGGGACCUCAGUGUUUAUAUGCACCAUAUCCCGGUCCGGUUGGACCCUUUUUGAAAGAAGAAAUGGACGAAACUCCUCCUCUUGGCUAUGCCACUUCCAUAAAAGGAAGCUCCUGUGCCGGAGACAAAUAAUCAACCGCCUAUAGCAAGUACCGGACUCUUGGAUUGAUACAUUAAGCCUCGGUUUGGCACAUAAACUCAUGUCCUGAUCAAUUCAAUCUCGAGAUUAGUCCUUACUCCCGAUAAGUUACCUAGGAAUGGCGAUUUGUACCCGUCCAGCGGGUACCCGGCUUGCCCCGACCCGUUUAGGGCGGGCA